Meloidogyne enterolobii is the source of this 1092-nucleotide messenger RNA. NCBI's taxonomy places the organism in Eukaryota, Metazoa, Nematoda, Chromadorea, Rhabditida, Meloidogynidae. The record is from the annotation of a GenBank genome assembly.
GAUUGUUCAAACAUUUAAGUUUAAGGAAUUUUAUUAUAGGACGGCAACCCAGUCUAGUUGAUAAAGAACAGAAAAUGGAAACUCCGGGCAAAUCAUUUGCUUUUUUGAAAAAUUCCAAACUUCCUUCUAGUAAAUAAUCCAAGGUAUUUCUCUUCACAAAUUUCACAGGCCGGAAACAAAAAAACAAAAGAAUCUGUGGUUGUUGAACUAAAAUAUUUACUAAGAAUUUUAAUUUAAAGUAAACUUGAAAAAGAGUGAAAUGAAAAGCAAACAAAUAUUUGGCUGUUUAAGUGGGUUAAUGACUAAGAGUUAAUUUUUUAAAAGAUAAACAUAAAAUAGAAAGGAUUUAUAAACGAACAAAAAUACCUAGUAAAUUAUUAUAAAAAUAAAAAUAUAUUACUUAGCUUAACAUUAUGUAUAUACAAAGAUUGUUUGUAUUUACUUUUUUUAUUGUGGUUAUGAUUCAAGCAUUACCGAGAGAAAAACGUAAUCCAUUUAGUGAUACAACUAAGGAUGAAAAUGAAAAUACUAAUAUUCCAAAACACGUUUCUCCAUUUGCUGUUUUUGAUUCUAAUGAUUCAAUAGAAAAUAAUUUAAAUAUUACAACAACAACUCAAUCUCCAGAUGAAGAUUUAUUAUCAAAAAUAUUAGUAAAUGAUAUGGAUGAGUCAGUCAGACAAAUGGAGAUGUAAAUGAAGUUAAUUGAAAUUUUGGAAGAAAAUAUUUUCCUUUAAUGAACAUUAUAAUUUCAUCGUUUUUUAACCCUUAUUUUUACUCUUAAAAAUUAACAAUUAAUGAAGAAUUGAAGAAUGUACAUCCUUCAUAAGAGAAUCAAAUUCGAUAAGAUUAAAUAUUGUGCUUAUUUGAACUCUUUCAUUAACCUCUGAUUUUAAAGUUGAAAUAAUUGAGGAUAUAGCUAAAAUAGAAGCCAUUCUCUCGAAUGCAUUAUUUACCAAUCCUUUUGUUCCAGUUUCUUCAUUUGUAUGAUCAAUUUUCUUGUCACGAAUAUAUCUUUAAAAUUGAUUUGUUGAUUGUUUGCCCGAAAAUUUUUUUGAGCUUUCUCUAGUUGGGGUAAUAUGUAUACCGUGUGUC